UAUAUGACAGUAUUUAAGCCGCAGGAGAGGGCCCAACACCACACGACAGCCAGCAUGGGGAAGGUAAUAUUCUACGAGGAAAGGGACUUCCUGGGCCCCAGUGUUGAGUGCACGUCUGAGUGCAGGGACCUGUUGUGCCAACUGAACCACUGCAACUCCAUCAGGGUGGAGUGUGGCGCCUUCAUGAUCUACGAGAGUCUGGAGUUCGCGGGCACCCAGUACUUCCUCAGGAAGGGCGACUACCCCGAUUACCACAGCUGGAUGGGCUGCAAUGACUCCAUCCGCUCAUGUCGCCUCAUUCCCGCACAAGAGUCCGGGGCCUUCACCAUGCGUCUGUACGAGAGGAUAGAGUUCGGGGGUCAGGUCAUGGACCUGGCCGACGACUGUCCCAACGUGGUAGAGCGCUUCCACAAGAACGACAUCUUCUCUUGCAACGUGAAGGGCGGCCAUUGGCUCUUUUACGAGCAUCCCCACUACCGGGGGAAGAUGUACCUGAUACGGCCCGGCGUGUACAACCGCUUCAGCGAGUGGGGCGGCAGGACGGCCAGGGUGGGCUCCAUCAGACGCAUCAUGGACUAUUGACCGUCUCUGCAGUCUGCCGACGCCCGUACCAUAUAAAGAUAUUUUCCGUAACAAAACGAAUGAAAUGGUUAACGAGUCAGAUUCCUGUUAAGUUUCCAAAAACAACUUCAUAUAUAUUUUUUAUUCACCGUACCCUGACCUGUAAACUCUUUCAAUUUGCUUGAAUUAUCUCCUUCAAUAAAUUACCCCAAAGACCGUAAGAACAGAUA
Messenger RNA from Gadus macrocephalus (Pacific cod), 791 nucleotides. RefSeq names its product gamma-crystallin 1-like. Gene Ontology annotation, molecular function: structural constituent of eye lens. Bases 4 to 582 code for a protein of 192 amino acids. Lineage: Eukaryota; Metazoa; Chordata; Actinopteri; Gadiformes; Gadidae. The transcript has 3 exons. Gene Ontology annotation, biological process: lens development in camera-type eye; visual perception. The record is from RefSeq and is a predicted model, not a curated record.